Molecule: messenger RNA, 2310 nt
Organism: Fimicolochytrium jonesii
Lineage: Eukaryota; Fungi; Chytridiomycota; Chytridiomycetes; Spizellomycetales; Powellomycetaceae
Product: putative DUR3-urea permease
Exons: 2
Coding region: 247-2256 (669 amino acids)
Biological process (GO): spermidine transport; urea transmembrane transport; putrescine transport
Cellular component (GO): plasma membrane
Molecular function (GO): spermidine transmembrane transporter activity; putrescine transmembrane transporter activity; urea transmembrane transporter activity
Source: RefSeq, a predicted model, not a curated record
GCUUUCAGGGCCUUUCCUUGUUUCCCCAUCACGGACAACAAACAAAGUCCUGCUCCUCCGAGCUUGCCUAUUCCCGCCUUUCUCUUUCGUCUUGUUCUUUGCCGAUUCAUCCCACUCUUCAAGGUUCAAAAGCAUCGCAUCUUCCCACGUACAUCACUAGCAUCCCACAUUCAAGGUCAAUCAUCUUUCGCACGGUCCGACGCCCGUUCAUAAACCUAUCCUACAUACGCUUCAUCACCCAGCAAGAUGUCCUCGGUAGGCGAGCCUCCCUUGAGCCAAGGCACCGGCUACGGGGUCCUGAUCGGGCUCGGCGCCUUCUUCGCCAUCAUCGUUGUCGGUCUCUCGCACUCGCUUCACAAGUUUGGAAACGUGAGGAAAUCGUCGGCUGAAUACGCUGUCGCUAGUCGCAGUUUGGGUGUUGGUCUGACGGCGGCGGGCGCUGUCUCCGGAUGGACAUGGUCGGUGACGUUGCUCAGUAGUUGUUCGGUCGCUUAUUCGUAUGGAGCUGCUGGUGCCCUCAUCUACGGUGCCGGCAAUAUGUCUCAAGUCACUCUCUUCGCGCUCAUGGCCAUCCGCAUGAAGCAGAAAGUCCCUCACCUCCACACGCACCUCGAGCUCCUGCGUAGAAGAUACGGAACCUUCGGCCACUUGACCUUCAUGUUCUUCGCCCUGGCCACCAACAUCCUUGUCUGCUCCAGCGUGCUCAUCGGCGCCGCAGCGGCCAUCAACUCCAUCACUGGCGUCAGCAUCUACGCCUCGUUGUUCCUGUUGCCCAUCGCCGUCGCUGCCUACACGCUCGGUACCGGUCUGCGCGGCACGAUUCUCGCCGACUACCUGCACACGGUGAUCAUCCUGGUCAUUCUGUUCAUCCUCGCCAUCACCACCUACGCGACCAGCGACCUUAUCGGCAGCCCAGCGCGCAUGUGGGAGCUCCUUCAGCAAGCCGCGGAACGCAACCCGUCCGAGAACUUUGCCGGGAGCUACCUCACCCUCAAGUCCCGCGGCGCGAUCCAGUUCGGCUGGCUGUCCUUCCUCGAGUACACCGGGGUGGUCUUCAACGAUGCAUCGUUCUCGCAAAAGGCCAUCGCUGCCGCCCCAAGCGCCGUCGUGCCGGGAUACAUCCUCGGCUCCCUCAGUUGGUUCUCCAUCCCAUGGGCGCUCGCUACCACCGCUGGUCUCGUCGCUCUCGCUCUUGAACAAACCUCGCCUGCGUUCCCAACCUACCCCAACCGCAUGUCGCCAUCCGAGGUCUCCGCCGGUCUCGUUCUCCCGUACGCCGCCAACGCCAUCCUCGGCACCGGUGGAUCCGUCGCCGUCCUCCUGCUCAUGUUCAUGAGUGCCACCUCCGCCAUCUCCGCGCAACUGAUUGCGGUGUCAUCGAUCAGCGGCUACGACAUCUACAAGACCUACAUAAACCGCGCCGCCAAGCCCGACGACAUCCUUCGCACGCAGCACUACGCCGUCGUCGCCUUCACGCUUUUCACCGCGGCCUUUGCGUCACUCCUGCACGGCGUCGGCGUCGACCUCGGCCUGCUGUACAACAUGACGGGCGUCUGGUCCUGCGCCGCGCUGCCUCAAAUGAUCUUCUCCUUCUGGGUCGAGCGUACACCCAACUGGGCCGCGGCGGCCAUCUGGGGCAACUUUUUCGUCGGCCUGAUCAUCUGGCUCGUGCUCGGUAACCACUACAGCGCCGAGGGUCUCACAGUCACCUCCCUCUCCAACCCCACUGCCUGCAUCUACGCGUUCGCGGGGGCCAUCGGCCUCGGGUUGAUCGUCUGCACACUGGGAUCCAUCUUCUCCCCCGGCGACUUCAAGUUCGACAGCGUGUGGGAGUCCCGGCGCAAUGGCAACGUCGACGAGAAGGAGAUCCAGGAGAUCGAGCAGAACGACGCAUACGGCAAGGAAAACCUGCACAAGUGGUUGAUUGUCGCGUCGGUCGCGUCCAUCAUCAUCUUUGCGGUGUUUAUGCUCAUCUGGCCGCUCUCGCUGUACCGCGACUACGUGUUUAGCGAAAAGUUCUUCCGGGGGUGGGUCGUCACCUCGAUCGUGUGGGCGUUCUUUGCCUUCCUCUCCGUCGGGCUGUUACCGCUGUGGGACGGCCGCAAGGACUUUGUGCUGAUCAGCAGCGGGAUCCUCGCCAAGCUGCAGGGUCGUGAGAUCCCGAGUGAGGCGGCGGUCGUGCGCAAGUCGGGCAGUGAGAGCAGUCUGAAGCGUAAGGGGAGCAACAAUACCUUGCAAGAGGAGAUUCGGGUAUAGAUAGUUUGAUCUGACCGCUCUCGUUUCUGCUGGCGGGCGUGAGCUAUGGGAGGA